Messenger RNA from Symbiodinium natans, 486 nucleotides. The record is from the annotation of a GenBank genome assembly. Lineage: Eukaryota; Dinophyceae; Suessiales; Symbiodiniaceae.
AUGACCCCACCGCCUUCACCGAGCCCUCAGCUCCCGAGCCCAGUGCAGCGGAAUCUGCGGGUGCAUGGCCCAGACAUCCCAGACAUCCCAGAGGCUCCCUGCACCCCGCCCUGCACCCCGCGUACCCCACGGCAUACCCCACGCCAGACGAAGCAGGUUCUGUGGGUAGAGCUGUCACCGGAGAAAGAUCCGACAGAGUGGAAGGAUAAGAUGGAGGACUGGGCACAGGACUGGUGUAUCCCACACCCUUACCCCUCUUGUCCUCCUUGUCCCCUUUGCCCCUUGCGUGAGCAUGGAGCCAGCAUGGACGACAUGUUUGACGUGGAUCAGCUCUUGGAUCUCAUGGAACUUCCAGGCUCACAAGGCCUAGACAUAAGUAGCUGCUUCCCAAACAAGCCGCCUUUGCUCGCGCCGUGGCUCGAGAGAUGCCCGCCACCGCCACUUGGGCCACUUCCUGCCCUGUCAACUGAGUCGCACUCUCCGUGA